AUGAAAGUCGCUCUUAUUUUCGGCAUCACCGGUCAAGAUGGGUCGUACCUGAGUGAGCUGUUAUUGGAGAAGGGGUACAUCGUACAUGGGGUCAUUCGCAGGUGUAGCUCAUUUAACACCAAAAGAAUAGAUCACAUUUUUGAGCACCUCAAUUUGCAUUAUGGAGAUGUCCUAGACAGCAGUAAUAUUUGCAAACUGAUAAAUAAAAUAAAGCCAAAAGAAAUUUACAAUUUAGCUGCACAGAGCCAUGUAAAGGUCAGUUUCGAAUUGCCCGUCUACACAGCCGAAACGACCGCACUAGGAACAUUACGCAUAUUGGAAGCAAUAAAAAUUUCUAACGUACCUAAUGUAAAGUUUUAUAAUGCUUCUACAUCUGAGUUGUAUGGAUGCUGCAAUGAUCAUGUGCAAAAUGAAUCCACUCCUUUUAAUCCUGUGUCGCCUUACGCAAUUGCAAAAUUGUAUUCUCAUUACAUAACGAUAUGUUACAGGAAGUCCUACCAAAUGUUCUGUGUGAAUGGCAUUCUAUUUAAUCAUGAGAGCCCAAGGAGAGGAGAAACGUUUGUUACCCGGAAAAUUACCAAAGGGGUAGCAAAUAUUUGCAAAAAUAAACAAGAUGUUAUAGUAUUGGGGGAUCUAUCUACCUACCGAGAUUGGGGGCAUGCAAAGGAUUAUGUCCGUGCUAUGUAUUUAAUGCUACAACAGGAUGAGGCUAACGACUUCGUUAUAAGCUCAAAUGAAAAACAUACGGUGAAGGAAUUUUGUGAAAUUUCUUUUUCCUUCGUUGGCAUUUUCCUAAAAUGGAAAGGAACAGGACUUCAAGAGAUAGGGGUCGAUGAAAACGAUCGUGUUCUUAUUAGAAAAGACUCCAAAUAUUAUCGAGAGUGUGAUGUCUUCCAUUUACAUGGCGAUUCUUCUAAGGCUCGUGAAGUUCUCCAGUGGGCUCCGACGUACUCCUUCUUCGAACUCAUUUAUGAGAUGCUCAGAUAUGAUUUUGAGCAGUGCAGUUUGCCCAUUGAUAAUUUUGAUACGUGUGUUCGCAGGUAUGAGCUUUACCGGAAUGCGCCUAAGGCGUAG
Messenger RNA from Plasmodium knowlesi strain H, 1074 nucleotides. RefSeq names its product GDP-mannose 4,6-dehydratase, putative. The transcript has a single exon. Gene Ontology annotation, molecular function: GDP-mannose 4,6-dehydratase activity. Gene Ontology annotation, biological process: GDP-mannose metabolic process. Lineage: Eukaryota; Apicomplexa; Aconoidasida; Haemosporida; Plasmodiidae. Bases 1 to 1074 code for a protein of 357 amino acids. The record is from RefSeq and is a predicted model, not a curated record.